UUGUACGAAACAUUCUCCAAGAGCUUAAUUUCAUACCUUAGAACUGGUGUGUCAAACUGGUGAGUGGAUUAGUACGUAUUCUUCUGUCCUUGGCCUAUGAUUGUGGAAAACUUCUCAAACCCACCUCCUCGGUAGUCAGGCAGGCCAGUCGCCACACCAUCGCACCCCGUGUCUUAGAUCCCUCCCCUCUCUCUCUCUCUCUCUCGCUCGCUUGAUCAGGCAUUGUUUCAAACGCCUCUCGCGCAUCUUUUAUAGUCCCUUUCCCACCAUUUUUCACGGGCACCAUAUUGUCCCAACACUCUAUCUUUUCUCUUUGUUCUAGUUUCUGACCCAGCUGUUGUGUAUUGCUGAGUUUCUCUUCCAUUCUCUUUAAUUAUUCGUUUCAUUGAAAUCUUCCCUCGUAUUCCAUGCACUGCAUAUAUCAGGUGUAGUAGUUUUUUGUAAAUUUUAUAUGCGAGACUGGACAGACGAUCUUGGAAUCAAGCUUCAGGCGCAAGAAAAAGGUAUCUGCUGUUGGCGUAAGAAUAUUAGGUUGCAAUGUAUGCGAGAAGAAUAAAGAGUAAUACUCAGAAAUGGUAUCUUGUGCUUCAGAGGGGAAAGUAUUCUUGUUCUCCUAAUUGCCGGGAGUACUCUUCAUAUGGUUCUUCAAGUUGCAUACAAACAGCCGGAAAGUUUAAUUCUCAAGGAAAUUUGAUCAGAAGAUAUGUGUUAGAGCGUGUCUACCCGUCCUGUGUUGCUUCUGAAAGAUUGUACACAAGGCUGCCUGAGAGACCACCUGUUAGCUUGAGAUGUGGUUUGUAUAGGUUCUACAGCUCCAAAGGUGACGGAAGGAAUGCAAGUGAGGAUAAACCACAUGCAUCUGUCAAAGAUGGGGCUGCGAAUCCGGACAAGGGCAAGAUCCAAAAGGGAAAGAAGAUUGCAAAUGAUGUGAGGCGCAAUGCACAUGCUCGACUCGGCGAAGAAGAUCAAAAGGAAUGGCUUCAUAAUGAGAAGUUGGCCAUUGAAAGUAAAAAGAAGGAAUCUCCUUUUUUGCCUAGGCUAGAUAGAUAUAAAAAUGAGUUCUUGCGGCGGAUUGUUCCUUGGGAAAAAAUUACAGUUUCGUGGGAUACAUUUCCCUAUUACAUCCAUGACCACACCAAGAACCUUUUGGUUGAAUGUGCUGCUUCUCACAUAAAACAUACAAAGUCUGCUAAAGAUUUUGGUGGCCGUUUAACUUCCUCAAGUGGGAGAAUCCUCCUUCAGAGUGUUCCAGGUACUGAGCUCUAUCGAGAAAGAUUGGUCAGGGCUCUAGCGAGGGAUCUAAAGGUUCCUCUGUUGGUGCUUGACAGUAGUGUUCUAGCUCCUUUUGACUUCAGUGAGGCUUGUUCUUCUGAAACUGAAUCAGAUGAUGAGAAUGGAGAAUCAGGUGAAGAGUGUACUUCGGAAUCAGAAGUUGAAGAUGAAAAUGAUGCGACCAAUGAGGAUGAAUGGACAAGCAGUGGUGAGGCGAAAGCAGAAACCAGUGAUGAUGAUGAAGUUGAUCUUCAGGCUUCCGCUGAGGCCUUGAAGAAGCUUGUUCCCCACAACCUUGAAGAUUUUGAGAAGAGAGUCUCUGGAGAAUCAGAAAGUGUCACCGAAUCAUCACAAUCAGAGGCCAGUGAACAUUCUGACAAAAGCAAGCAACCUUUCAAGAAAGGGGAUCGAGUGAAAUACAAAGGACAGCUUGUUCUUGGAGCUGAAAAGAGGAUUGUAUUGGGGAAGAUAGCAACAUCUGAUGGUCCUUCAAAUGCUUAUACUGUUAUUCAUGGCAGGCCUUUGUCCAGUGGCCAACGAGGAGAGGUGUAUGAGGUGAAUGGGAAUGAAGUUGCAGUUGUCUUGGAUGUUGGUGAGACCAAUGCAGAUGGAGAAAAAGAUGAGAAACUCACAUCACAAGCCGCAAGACCUUCAAUAUGUUGGAUUAAUGUUGAGGAUCUUGAGCAUGACCUAGAUGCUCAGUCUGAAGACUGUUAUGUUGCUAUGCAGGCACUUCAUGAGGUUUUGGAUUCUGUUCAACCGCUUAUUGUCUAUUUCCCAGAUUCAUCUCUGUGGCUGUCAAGAGCUGUUUCCAGGUCGAACCGUAAAGAGUUUGUCCAGAAGGUGCAAGAAAUGUUUGACCAAUUAGCAGGACCUGUUGUCUUAAUUUGUGGUCAAAACAAAGUUGAAACCGGGUCAAAAGAAAAAGAAAAAUUUACAAUGAUACUUCCAAAUUUGGGCCGCCUUGCUAAAUUGCCUCUUUCCUUGAAGAGACUUACAGAGGGACUAAAAGCAACAAAACGGUCUGUGGAUGAUGAAGUAUGUCAGCUAUUUACCAAUGUUAUGUGCAUACAUCCCCCAAAGGAGGAAGAUCUCAUUAGAACAUUCAAUAAACAAGUUGAAGAAGACAGGAGGAUUGUGAUAUCUCGAAGUAACUUAAACGAAUUGCAUAAGGUUCUUGAGGAAAAUGAGCUAUCAUGCAUGGACUUCUUGCAUGUAAACACUGAUGGUGUAAUUUUGACGAAGCGGAAAGCCGAGAAGGUUGUUGGUUGGGCAAAAAACCAUUACUUGUCCUCAUGUCUCCUUCCUUGCAUUAAGGCGGAUCGGUUAUAUGUGCCUCGUGAAAGCCUUGAGAUUGCAAUUUUGAGGUUAAAGGAGCAGGAAACGGUAACAAAGAAGCCUUCACACAAUUUAAAGACCUUGGCUAAAGAUGAGUAUGAGAGCAACUUUGUUUCAGCAGUAGUUCCUCCAGGUGAAAUUGGAGUCAAAUUCGAUGACAUUGGUGCCCUUGAAGGUGUUAAAAAAGCACUUAAUGAACUUGUAAUUCUCCCUAUGCGGAGACCUGAGCUUUUCUCUCAAGGGAAUUUGUUGAGGCCUUGCAAAGGCAUACUGCUUUUUGGGCCCCCAGGUACUGGGAAAACCCUCCUAGCUAAGGCUCUUGCAACGGAAGCAGGGGCUAAUUUUAUCAGCAUUACUGGUUCCACACUUACAUCAAAGUGGUUUGGAGAUGCUGAAAAACUUACGAAGGCUCUUUUCUCCUUUGCUAGUAAACUGGCUCCUGUUAUUAUAUUUGUUGAUGAGGUUGACAGCUUGCUUGGUGCUCGUGGAGGUGCUUUUGAGCAUGAAGCUACCAGAAGAAUGCGGAAUGAGUUUAUGGCAGCCUGGGAUGGAUUAAGAUCAAAAGAAAGCCAGAGAAUCCUCAUCCUUGGAGCUACAAAUCGACCAUUUGAUCUUGAUGAUGCGGUUAUUCGCCGCUUACCCAGGAGGAUAUAUGUGGACCUACCUGAUGCUGAAAAUCGUCUCAAGAUACUUAAGAUAAUUCUAGCACAAGAAAACCUGGAAAAAAGUUUCUUACUUGAGCAUCUUGCAAAUGCAACAGAAGGUUAUUCAGGGAGUGAUUUGAAGAACCUCUGUACUGCUGCAGCAUAUAGGCCUGUACAAGAGCUUUUAGAGGAAGAGACAAUGGGAGGCAAAAGUGGCUCUAGCUCAGUGUUAAGACCACUCAAUCUAGAAGACUUUAUCCAGGCCAAGGCAAAGGUGGGCCCUUCAGUUGCAUAUGAUGCAGCUAGCAUGAAUGAAUUGAGGAAGUGGAAUGAACAGUAUGGCGAAGGUGGAAGCAGGAGAAAAUCACCAUUUGGUUUUUGAGAGAAAUUACAAUGGAUGGACAAGUUUGAUGAAUUGAUUUUCGGGGAGAGAAAGCAUAAGUUGCCAGAUAAGAGUUAUUCUGUUCCUUAGCUACCAUCGCUCUCUUUCACUUCCUCAGCUCGUAGCAUAAUAAGAGAGAUUGCAUUUUGACAUAAUAAUGUUCUGUAAUGUAGUACUGAUAGGUAGUGGGUAGUAGAAUAUAAUAGUCUUAAAUCUAUUUCUGUAUAUUUUCAGAAUUUUGUAAAUUUUUUUAUAGGUAAUGUUAACAUAUUCCUUUUUAGCUGACAACGUACUUAAUCAGCAAAUCAUGAAUUGAAUCCUUCUAGAAAGGACUCCAGAGUUUUGCAAUUUUUCUUUUUUUAAGUUCAUGUUUACAAGAUUGAACCCUCUUUUUCCGCA
Messenger RNA from Coffea arabica (coffee), 4035 nucleotides. RefSeq lists its product as uncharacterized. NCBI's taxonomy places the organism in Eukaryota, Viridiplantae, Streptophyta, Magnoliopsida, Gentianales, Rubiaceae. Gene Ontology annotation, molecular function: ATP binding; ATP hydrolysis activity. Gene Ontology annotation, cellular component: mitochondrial outer membrane. The record is from RefSeq and is a predicted model, not a curated record.